CCACCACUAGCCAACACGGUCACUUCAGUGAAAAUUUUUAGAUUUUGCGUGCGGUUCCUUCUCUUGCUCAAUUAAGUUCGUUAGGUUGGUGCGGUGUUCAGCCCCGAAACGCAAUCAACACAAUAUUCCGUUAUUAAAGCCUAGUGACACGGCCUCUGCUAAUAACUUCCCCGCAUUUUACCUAGAAAAUGGCAACAGCAGCAAACAGCGCGACAUCUGCCGGAGCAGCAAAAGACGCCCCGCCAACGCCUGUGAAGUCGUUGUCCGGCGUAGUGAAACAAGUGCUUUCCGGCGAUACUGUAGUUAUCCGCGCGACCAAGGGUGCUCCCCCUCCGGAGAAACAAAUAACCUUCUCCCAUGUCUUGGCACCGAAACUAGCUCGUCGCCCCGGCGCCGGCGGGGACGAGACCAAGGACGAGCCCUGGGCUUGGGAGUCGCGGGAGUUCCUGCGCAAGAAGUUGAUUGGUGUCGAGGUGACCUUUACGUUUGACAAACCUGCUAACUCGAACCGGGAGUACGGCUUUGUCUGGAUCGGCAAAGACAAGGAGACUGGCGAGAAUGUAGUGGAGUCCAUUGUGCGCGAGGGCUUGGUGUCGGUUCGCCGCGAGGGACGCCCCACGCCCGAGCAGCAGACCCUCAUCGAACUGGAAGACCAGGCACGUGCCGCGGGCCGCGGCAAGUGGGCAACAAACGCGAGUCCCGCCGAUAAGGUACGCAACAUUAAGUGGUCCCACGAAAAUCCUGCCCACCUUGUCGAUAUCUACGAAGGAAAGCCAGUCAAGGCCAUAAUCGAACAUGUGCGCGAUGGUUCCACCGUUCGUGCGUUCUUGUUACCGGACUUCCACUACAUAACGCUGAUGAUUUCGGGCAUUCGGUGUCCAGGGGUCAAGUUGGAUGCUGAUGGCAAACCCGAUUUAAGUGUAAAGGUGCCGUUUGCCGAUGAGGCACGCUACUAUGUGGAGACCCGCCUUUUGCAAAGAGAUGUAGAAAUCCGCCUGGAAUCCGUGAACAACUCGAACUUUAUCGGAACGAUUCUUUAUCCAAAGGGUAACAUUGCAGAAUCGCUUCUCCGCGAGGGACUUGCGAAAUGUGUGGACUGGUCGAUGGCUGUUAUGAAGACUGGAGCCGACAAACUGCGUGCUACGGAAAGAAUUGCCAAGGAAAAACGUCUUCGACAAUGGCAAGACUAUCAAGCCAAAACACCUGCAUUCAACUCGAAAGAGAAGGACUUUUCUGGAACUGUAGUGGAAGUAUUUAACGGAGAUGCUAUAAAUGUACGUCUCUCCAACGGCUUAGUUAAGAAGGUGUUCUUUUCUUCGAUAAGGCCACCGCGAGACCAAAGGGCGGUGGUUGGCACCGACGGUGAGGAAAUCGUUAAGGCUCCACCACGCGGAAAGAACUACCGGCCACUUUACGAAAUUCCCCACAUGUUUGACGCCCGCGAGUUUCUGCGCAAGAAGUUGAUUAACAAGAAAGUACAGUGCAACCUUGACUACAUUUCGCCUCCCCGCGAAAACUUUCCUGAAAAAUACUGCUAUACCGUCUCGAUUGGCGGGCAAAACGUCGCUGAGGCCAUGGUGGCAAAGGGCUUGGCUACAUGUGUUCGCUAUCGCCAGGACGACGAUCAGAGAUCUUCCGCCUAUGACCAACUGAUUGCUGCCGAGCAGCAAGCCAUUAAGGGAUUAAAGGGACUGCACGCAAAGAAGGAUAACGCUACACUGAGAGUAAACGAUCUUACUGUUGACCAUUCCCGAAUUAAAGUCCAAUACUUGCCGUCAUGGCAGCGUGCUCUUCGAACUGAGGCCAUCGUGGAGUUUGUCGCCAGCGGGUCGCGCUUGCGACUGUUUGUGCCAAAGGACAGUUGCCUGGUCACAUUCCUGCUUGCCGGUAUUUCAUGCCCGCGCUCUUCUCGCCCAGCGCUAAACGGCGUUCCUGCUCAAGAGGGAGAACCGUUUGGCGACGAGGCUCUGACCUUUACCCGAGAGCGUGUUUUGCAACGGGACGUUUCUGUUCAUAUUGACACCACCGACAAGGCUGGAUCUUCUGUAAUUGGUUGGCUCUGGACAGACAGUGGUGUCAAUUUGUCAGUUGCCCUUGUCGAAGAGGGGCUUGCGGAGGUGCACUUUAGUGCUGAAAAAUCUGAGUACUACCGCCAAUUGAAGAGUGCCGAAGACCGUGCCAAGGCUGCCAAGAAGAAUAUCUGGGCCAAUUAUGUAGAACAAGUGCCUGAGGAAAAAACUUUUGUUGAUGACGAAAAGGAAGACAAGUUGGCUGCCGAGCGCAAAGUGAACUUCGAGAACGUAAUUGUUACUGAGGUUACCGAAACUCUAACAUUCUUCGCGCAGUCCGUUGAGAACGGAUCCAAGUUGGAGUCCCUUAUGAGCAAGCUUCAUGCCGACUUUCAAUCCAAUCCCCCAAUCGCUGGAUCAUACACUCCCAAACGUGGCGAUUUGGUCGCCGCGCAGUUUACUCUUGAUAAUCAAUGGUACCGCGCCAAGGUGGAACGGGUACAAGGAAGUAACGCUACCGUUCUGUACAUCGAUUAUGGAAAUAAGGAGACCCUACCUACAAGUCGUUUGGCAGCUUUGCCCUCAGCCUUCAGCAGCGAAAAACCUUAUGCCACUGAAUACGCGCUGGCCUUGGUCGCCCUGCCUACUGACAACGAAGACAAGGAAGAAGCCUUACGUGCCUUUUCCGAAGAUGUUUUGAACCACAAGGUUCAACUCAAUGUAGAGCUGAAGGUGCAUGGGUCGCCAAACUUGGCCACGCUGCAUGAUCCAACUACUAAAGCCGAUUUUGGAAAACAACUUGUCGCCGAGGGUCUUGUGCUUGCCGAAAAGCGACGCGAGCGUAAGCUCAAGGACCUUGUGGACCAGUACAAGGCGGCGCAGGAGACAGCUCGCGCUGCACAUCUGGCCAUCUGGAAGUACGGCGAUAUAACACAGGAUGAUGCGCCCGAAUUCCGCUAAAAGAUGGCUGUAAACGUGGAGUAGGCCUGUGGCGUGGAGCGCGUUGCUAGCCGAAAUGUUUGUCUGCCACAUACCCGCCCUUUAUAUACAUAACAACAAGCAACAACUUAAAGAAUAUGAAAUUACUAAUUCUAUCUAUACACACACCAAUAUAUAUGAUACAUAUACCACAUUGGAAAUACAUACAUACAUACGGAAAAACAGUA
Messenger RNA from Drosophila ficusphila, 3175 nucleotides. RefSeq names its product staphylococcal nuclease domain-containing protein 1 (gene Tudor-SN). The transcript is spliced from 4 exons. Gene Ontology annotation, biological process: mRNA catabolic process; regulatory ncRNA-mediated gene silencing. Lineage: Eukaryota; Metazoa; Arthropoda; Insecta; Diptera; Drosophilidae. Gene Ontology annotation, molecular function: RNA binding; nuclease activity. The record is from RefSeq and is a predicted model, not a curated record. The coding region runs from base 189 to 2969 and encodes 926 amino acids. Gene Ontology annotation, cellular component: nucleus; cytosol; RISC complex.